UCCCGGAAGUCUUGUUAAAACUUGAUGCUAGCAGUGUAAAGAUGUCUGGUCCUGUUAGGGUCCUGAGAGCCGGUCUACCUGCUCUCUGUCGGGUCCCUGUCCCCCCACAGACCCCGAGGACUGACCCGGGGAGAGGUCCUGUCAGCUGGAGGCUGUCUCACCUGCAGACAGCAGCACGUGAACGCAUCAUCUUUAAAGCAGCUUCCUCAGGAGAAACCCUUCGACCACUGGAGGGCGUCAGAGUGUUGGACAUGACGAGAGUCCUGGCCGGUCCCUUCUCCACCAUGAUCCUGGGAGAUCUGGGAGCUGAGGUCAUCAAAGUGGAGAAACCAGGUGCAGGUGACGACACGAGAGCCUGGGGGCCGCCGUUUGUCGGAGCGGAGAGCGUCUAUUUCCUGAGCGUCAACCGAAACAAGAAG
This is a messenger RNA of Notolabrus celidotus (New Zealand spotty), 419 nucleotides long. Its product is annotated as succinate--hydroxymethylglutarate CoA-transferase-like. The transcript has 5 exons. Lineage: Eukaryota; Metazoa; Chordata; Actinopteri; Labriformes; Labridae. Gene Ontology annotation, molecular function: catalytic activity. The record is from RefSeq and is a predicted model, not a curated record. The annotation marks the transcript as partial.